CGUGUUAUCAUGGCUGAUCCGGCCGAGCCGAUGCUUCGCCGUUGUUUAAAUGAAUGAACUAGGGAACAAAACGAGUUAUUAUUUUUCGAAUAAUGACGUACAUAGACUUGGAUGUGAUAUUUUAUGCUUCUGUUGACAUCACCCUUGUGUAAUUAGCAAACAGUUGACAGCUGAGUCGCUCCUGUUUAGCGCAUGUAGUGGUGUAGUAGGUGUAGUAGCGUGUGCAGCAGCGAGAAGUUGUUUCGGUUGAUUUGAUUUAUAAAGUUACGAUCCGUGCUCUGUAGGUUUCUCUUUCGACGUAUCCUACAUUUAGGCAGCGCAUAUUUAAUACAUCGAAAAGAUGCCGAAGAAAAAGUCCGGGCAGCGAAAAAAGGCAGAGAAGCAAAAGCUACGUCAAAAGGCGAUCCGAGAAAAUGCACAUCGAAUCGACCUAGCUAACCAUCCUUGCAACGCGAUUAUGGAAUGCGAAAAGUGUGCUCGGAAGCAGAAGAACCGUGCUUUCUGCUACUUUUGCUCGUCUGUACAGCGCCUGCCUAUGUGUGCAAAGUGCGGAAAAACAAAAUGUAUGAUGAAAACUGGAGACUGCGUCAUCAAACACGGUGGACAGUUUACGACGGGCAUGGCUAUGGUGGGUGCAAUUUGUGAUUUCUGCGAAGCAUGGAUAUGCCAUGGCAGGCAGUGCUUGACAUCACAUGCUUGCACAUGCCCUCUGCAAGAUGCAACAUGCAUAGAGUGCGAGCGAUAUGUCUGGGAGCACGGAGGACGCAUUUUCCGAUGCUCGUUCUGUGACAGUUUCCUCUGUGAAGACGACCAGUUUGAACACCAGGCCAGCUGCCAAAUUCUCGAAGCGGAGACCUUAAAAUGUCAGUCUUGUAACAGACUAGGGCACCACUCUUGUCUUCGCUGCAAAACUUGUUAUUGUGACGACCACGUCAAGCGUAAAGGGUUCAAGUACGAACGCAACCAACCAAUCCCUUGUCCAAAGUGCGGCUACGACACGCAGCAGACCAAGGACCUCAGCAUGUCUACACGCCAUCACACCUACGGUCGACAGGGAGCAGCGUCCAGGUACCAAGAUGAAGAUGCCGAUGGCGGAGGUUAUGAGAACGGAGAGGGUUACUACGGAGCUGGUGGAGGUGAUGUUGAGUACAGUGAAGAUGAUGAUGAUGAUGACGAUGAUGAUGACGACGACGACGAUGAUGAAGAAAGCAGCGAUGAGGAAGAGGAGCCUGAAGGCGAAGGGAAAAGUGCCAAGGAGAAGGAGUGAUACGCUUACUACACUAAGUGAUUUCGCUAAAAAAAUAAAAAAUCAAUGGUACACUUUAAUGCA
This is a messenger RNA of Ornithodoros turicata, 1330 nucleotides long. It is a transcript of the gene Noa36, whose product is annotated as zinc finger protein 330 homolog. The record is from RefSeq and is a predicted model, not a curated record. The transcript is spliced from 11 exons. Gene Ontology annotation, cellular component: nucleus. Gene Ontology annotation, molecular function: zinc ion binding. Lineage: Eukaryota; Metazoa; Arthropoda; Arachnida; Ixodida; Argasidae. Bases 341 to 1267 code for a protein of 308 amino acids.